CACUGCCUGUCUCCAUACCUGUUUUCACCACUGCCUGUCUAUACCUGUUUUUUUCUCAACUGCCUUUUAUACCUGUUUUUUUCCUCAACUGCCUCUAUAUAUCUUUUUUCUCCACUGACUCACUGUUCCCCCACCCCCACCACUGCCUCUCCAUAUAUAUAUACCUGUAUUUCUUCAACCUCUAUCUCCACUGCCUCUCUAUACCUGUUUUUCCACCACUUUUUCUCUCCACUGCUCCCUCUCUCUCUAUCUUCAUUUUAGCAACCACGCUCCCCCUCCCGCUCCCUCGAACACCAGGGAGAGAGAGAGAGAGGAUGAGACAAGAAGGGUCUCGACCAGAGACAUCACCUAUCCCUUUUCUUCAGAGAUGCUGCCUGACCCGCUGAGUUACUCCAGCAUUUCGCGUCUUGUCUUCAAGCAAGAAGACGUGGCAGGAUUCUUCAUCCAGGCCACGCAGCCGCCCUGACACACACGAGAGACAGCCAGAGAUCGUUAAGGGAAAACAACAAAAAUCUCUCUUGCUCGGCCUUCGGGAACAUCUCGCCCCACAAUCAAAAAUCGUCUUUUCUCGGCCUUCGGAAACGUCUCAUCCCCCAACAAAAUUCUCCCUUUUUCGGCCUUCGGGAACAUCACGUUUCCCCCCCCCCCAACAAAAAAAAAAUCUCUCUUGCUCGGCCUCAUUCCCCGUUUUCUCGCUCUCUCCUCUCAAACCCUCCCUCCUCUUUUAGUAAGAGCAACAAACGCUGCUGCAACGCUCGGGAAUCACUUCCAGUCUCACUCACUCCACCCCAGAUCUGCAGAAACAUUCAGUGAUGUAAAAUUUCGCUCCUCCCCCAACCCCCCCUCCCCCCUCAAAAAAAAGGUAACGCAUCUUUCCAAAUCGUAUCGGAUUUUUUUCCUUGUAUCAUUUGGAGAUUUAUUUCGAAAGGAGACUUUUUUUUUUUUUUUGCAAAGCGUGGAUUAAAAAAAGACAAUUCUUCCCGUUUCAAUUAUGUGGAACGCUGGCGUCGUGUCCUGGCUGUUUUUUACCAAAGUGUUGAAGAAGUUGAGCAAAGGUCACUUGGCGCUGAGCCGGAGCUUGCAGAGACCCUGCCCCGACUCGCUGCUGCUGAGCCAGGCGGAAGCAGUGGACGUGGAGCGAGUGCAGGUGAAGUCGGAAUUGAACCUGCAGCACCAAGGCAUGGAGAGCGAGCUGCCCAUCAUGGGGGACCCAAAGGCCACUUACUGCCUCAACAACUGCUGCUUGAAGAGCUUUCUUCUGAUCUGCGCCCUGACCAUCGUCUGCUUCACAUCCCUGGCGUUGGUGCGGCGCUACCUGAAGGAUCUGCUGCUGUGGGUGGAGAGUUUGGACAGCUUGGCCGGGGCAUUGCUCUUCGUCGUGGGUUUCAUCGCCGUCUCCUUCCCCUGCAGCUGGGGUUAUAUCGUGCUGAACGUGGCUGCCGGCUACCUCUACGGAUUCGUGCUGGGGUUGGGGCUGGUGGUGACCGGCGUAUUGAUUGGGACGUUCAUCGCUCACCUGGUUUGCAAGCGGCUGCUGUCGGCGUGGGUCUCCGCCAAAGUCCGAGCCAACGAGCAACUGAGCGCCGUGGUCAAAGUGGUGGAAGGAGGCAGCGGAUUGAAGGUGGUGGCUUUGGCCAGACUCACACCCAUUCCCUUCGGGCUGCAGAAUGCAGUGUUCUCGAUUACCAAUUUGUCUCUUCCAAAUUAUCUUGUUGCAUCUUCAGUUGGACUGCUGCCCACUCAGCUUUUAAAUUCUUACUUGGGAACAACCUUGCGCACAAUGGAAGAUGUCAUAGCCGAACAGAAUGUUAGUGGAUAUUUAAUAUUCAGUCUACAGAUAUGCAUAAGCGUUGGAUUGAUGUUUUAUGUUGUGCACAGGGCACAUACAGAACUGGAUGCAGCCAUUCUUGCUUGCCAAAUGGAGCUAAAGACUUCACUGAUUAAAGGCGGUCACCCAAAUGGAGCCAGCUUUACAUUCUGUAAUAAGAGGACUUCAACACUGACAAGUGCUGGGAUUAAUAUUGUCUGACUGAUAAUUGCACACAUCCCUGGAACUGUAAACGUGCCAGUUAGUACUAAUUUAAGUUAAAUGCCUGUGAGGCUAAUGCCUAAUUAUUAUACAUUAGUAGGUAUGGAUUCACACAACUGCUUUAAAAGUAAAGCUAAGAGAAUGGCACUGACACCUAGAAUAGAUACAAGUUGAAGCCAUACCAUGAUGGAGUACAAUUGUUGGCAGAAAAAGAGAUGAAGGUGAACGAUCAAAUAAAUAUUAGUGAUAUCUUGAUAACUGAGCCCGACAUGUUGUUCAGUUAAAUCAUUUAUUUCUGUGCUGUGCAGGAUUUAACGACCAUGUUCUCCACCAGUAAGGUAAGGAGGAUUGCCUCCUAGACAAUUAAUCUUGGAAAAUAUUUGGAAAGUGCAAUAUUUCGCAAUCUAGUACACUUCGCACUGGUGCAUUGAAUAAGACCAUCCCUCGUUGAUACACAGGAUCAAGAGAGCAAGAACCAAAGUUUGUUCCCAGGCGUGGAGAGAGAAAUGAACUGUUAGAUGCACAGAUCAGAACAAUUGAAUUUAACUUGAGCAUACAAAUGUCUUCUUUGUAGGUAGUCCUUUGGGAUUAAGCCUGACUGACUUCACUUGAACUAGUUCUGAGGGCAAUGUGGAACUCUGCCACAGGCGGGGCAAAGGUGCUAGAUGUGGACAUUUUGGAAGGUGGCCCACUCCUAUUUUCCUUGCUCACCUGUGUGCUCCUGAUGGUGGCACUCAAGAUCCUUGAUGCCAUUCUGAACGCUCCUCCAUUUUGAACGACCAUGGCCAGAGAUUCCAAGAGAAUGUUACGUCUUCAAAGGUUGUGAGGAGUUACUUAACUCUUUCUUCAUCUGCUUGGUUCACUUCCCUAGACAGACCUCUGAAUAGUAUGUUUGUUUUGGGAGACUGGUGUCGCGCAUGUAAACAAUAUGGCCUGAACAUUGGAGCAACGCGUGCAAUUAUGUCCUUUAUGCUGGGGAUGCUUAAUCCCAAAGGACUGCCAUGAUAUGCGAACCAUUGGCACACUACUCUCUCCCAGGUUAUCAUGGCAGUAGCUUUGGAGGAUUUUCUGAAGGCAGUUGGCAUUAUCUCUUCAGUGCUCUGAUGUAGGUAGUCCUUGACUCAGAAAUAUAAGGGCAGGAAUCUCUGCUGCCAGGUACACUAGUUACUGCUAUGUAUGAGUUUCUGAUCUUCCUCAGAUGGCCCAAGGCUGUUCUGGUUCACUAAAGGCCCAGUUGUAUUUCAUCUGCCUCUGCUGAGGGGUGGCUGCCGGAUAAAUGGGAAGUGACCCAAGCAUAAUACAGAAUGGAUGGUCAAGGAUGAGUCAAUAUCUCUUUUUGUUUUACAAUGUUAUUUAUUUAAAUGCUAAUCAUUGCCUGUUCAUUGUCAUACAUUUCAAUGUGUUCUUUCAGCCAAACACACCCAAAUGUUCCCGUGCUUUCAUUUGGUGCCUUUGCUUGGAUUUAAGACCAUGGUUUUUGCCUUGAAUUCAAACUAGGUGUCAACACCUUUAAUAUGAUCAUCACUCUUUCGCUAAGGCCCCCUUUUACAACAAGAUUAUCAAUUAACUUGCCUUAUUGGGCACGAUAGGAUAAGAUCUAAAAUAACUUCUUCCCCAGUAAAUUUUUAACAUGCUAAUCUAGAAAUGCAUCUCUGGCACAUUCCGUAAAUUCAUCUUUCACCUUAUUAUGUGAACCUCGAAUUUCCUGAUCUAAGACAUGCUCAAUGCUACAACUACUGGUUGAUAGCAUGUAGAUAACUUCUACCAAUGUUUUCUGUCUGUUGUUAUUGCUUACCUUGGCCCAUAUUGAUUCUGGUUUGCGUUGAUUUCUCGCCACUGUGCCAAUCUGUUCCCUUAUUGAUAUUAUCACCUGGUUGUCCUCCUGCCUGUUCUUCCUAAAUGUCAGAUUCCCUGGUAUAUUUAAUUCCUAAUUCUGCAACCAAAUUUUCCCAGUGGCAAAGAGAUCAUACCUGUUUACUUUUAAAUCGUAUUCAGAUAUUGAAUCUUUGUCAUUUUACUAACUUUCUAUGCUUUAACACACUUUGUUGCUUGAAUUUAUAUUUGUUGUCUACUUAUUUUGUUUACUACAUUUCUAAUGUCUCCUUCCAGCUUUGUUUCACUAGUUUCUAAAUUCCUUUUGGAGUUCCCAUCACCCUGCCUAGCAAACACUUCAUGUAACUAGGAGUUAACAAUGUUCUCAUCUAUUGCUAGAAAAAUAGAAUACAGAACUUAUGUAAGACAUUGUUGAGACCACAACUGGAGUGGAGCGUUUAAAAAGAAGCUUUAUGCUUAGUAAUGAUCUCCCUAUUUAAGGAAGGAGUUCAUGUACUGGAAGCAGUUUGGAGAAGGUUUUCAGGACUGGGUAUCAGGAAUGUAUCAUAUGUUGUCUUCUCAGGAGUCAUCGGACAGGGUAGGUUUGUUUACGCUGGAGUCUAGAAAAAUGAGAGUGAUUUUGAUAGGAUAGAUGUGGAGAGGAUGCUUAGUUCAGUGGGCAAAUGUAGAACUAUUGAAAAGCACGGAGUCGCCCAUUUAAGAAGAGAUAAGUGAAAUAUUUUCUAAGGAUCAUGAGUUUUUGGAGUGCUUUCUCAAAGAGCAGUAACAACUGUGCCUUUAAAUAUUUUAAUGGCAAAAGUAGCUAGAUAUUUAACAAGUGGAAAGGUGUGGGGAACGUGGAGUACAAUCAGAAUAGCCAUUAUCUUAUUCAAUUAUGAAGCAGAUUUAAUGAGGUCAUUGUUCCAAAUUCAUUGUAUACAUUAUACAUUAUAUAUUUAUAUUUAGUUUUUAGGUCAGACUGUGAAAUAAUUUAACAAGAACCAAUGCCUGCGUCAGGGGUGUUGCUAUAAGGUUUUGGGACUGGUGUUGGUCAUAACAAGACAGGGCCUGCAAGAAUAUUGUCAGGAGGAGACUCCAAAGACAUACAAGUAUGUAGGUUAAUUGGCUUGGUGUAUGUAUAAAUUGUCCCAAGUGUGUGUAGGAUAGUGUCAAUAUGCGGGGAUCGCUGGUCGGCGCGGAGUCGGUGGGCUCUAUCUCUAAACUAAAGGAGAACUAAACUGUAAUUGUUUUUCCUAUUCUCAUUUCAUGCCUUGCCAGAGGAAUGCAACUGUUGUGACCCGAGCAUUGAGGUCACCCGGGAGAUAGGCACAAAAAGCUGGAGUGACUCAGUAGGAGAGGCAGCCAUCUCUGGAGAGAAUGGGUGACGUUUCGGAUCGAGAUUCUUCUUCAGACUUCAGCUUUUUGUAUCUAUCUUUGGUUUAAACCAGCAUCUGCAGUUCCUUCCUACACAGGUUACCUAGGAGGAUCAGUUCGCAGUUGCCGGGGUAGGGUUUCUUUCAGGGUCAGAGUAGAAGCCAUUCUUGGUCUCAUCUGUUGCUUCUGUGGUUGGGCCAUGUACACUGAUGGCUGUAGCGUGUUAGUUCUGUGUUGGGGCGAUAGAGUCAUGAAGUGUUCACUUAUCCCUUUGGUGAGUCACUGAGAUGGCAGAAUAGCUCACUGGACAGCAAAAACCACCCCAUUGGAGUCAGUGUUCCCUUUCCCGGUUGCCCUUGCAGAUGUCGUGCUUUGAGUUGGUAUUUUUCUGCCCAUUAUGUCUCGCCCCAGGGUGGCAAUGUCUUGUGAGCAUGAGAGAUUCUGGGCCUUGAUAAAGGAGCAUUGUUUGCGUCUCUCCCUGUUGAUGCUGCCCAUAAGUGCCCAGAAUUUAUUGAGUGAAAGUUGCCUCUGUUUGAUAUCUGAAUGUGGGAUGGCCACUGCACAACCAGCUAUCACUUGGAUAUAUCAAACUAAGAUCUUGAUCCUGGCCCAACAAUCUCCAAGACGACCGUAGGCCAGGCUCAGUUACAUGGAUGUUAAUGGUUGUACUAGGUUACCAUGUGUAUGAGCGCCUGUCAGCAUAUAUGCAAGAUGAAGUACACUCGGGGAAAGAUGGCCUUGCCUAUAGCUGCCUUGUCACUUCCUUUUCCACCUGUACCUAGAGUAAACACCACUGAAUCUCUUUCCAUUUGGUGCCCUGACCCUUUAUCCUUGUAUUUCCCAAUCCUUGACACCCCUCCCUCUCUUUCCGUAGCUACCUGGCCCCCUCCUCCUUUCCUUGAACAGGGUGCACCUCUCCCUAUUUCCUAUACCCCUCUGCUCUAGCUCCUUGCGCCUGUAUCUUCUCGUUUACCAGCUCCAUUAAUCCUCCAUCAAUCUUCAGCCCUAUGAAACAAUCAAAGCGUCCUCCUUGAGUUUGGUUAAAACUCCUCCGUUGUUUUGCUGAUCAGAUGAACAUCAUCUUCAGAGAUAUUUCUGCAUUUGCUUGUAGCUUUCUAAUUGAAGAGUAGCAGCCCGGAUAACUCAUGUUACUGCAAUAUGCACUUUAGUUAAAUAUAUUUUAAUCAAAUACUGUUUCUAAAGGGUGGCAGCAGAGAACAUUUCCAAAUAUAAAUUGACAUUGUUACCCAACUGUUGAAGCGGUUAUUAAUGAAUUAGGUUAAAUACUAUUCUGUACAGUAGAGUCAGCAUUAAUCUAGAGGCAUUACCUGUUAAUAAUCAUCUGUUUGAACCAGAUAGGAAUAGGAACAUAAUGCACAAGAGCAUGCUCCUAUUCAUCAGAAUAUGGAAGUAAAAAUGCAAUCACAAAGUGAUAUAUUUUUUGCGAUUUAUUCCAAUUUGCACGGGUUCAAAAUGUACCAUGCAUUUCUGAAAAUGUAUGCGUGCUUGCACACUUUUGAAGCUUAUCUGAAACUAAUCAAUUGUACAUGUUAACUUCUUAAAGCUUUUUGUUACUGUAUUGUGUGAACAUUUUGGUACUGAGGGGUUUAUCAACAUUUUGAUAUAUUAAUCUCUACAUCUUGCAAACUAUGAUCCCAUUUGUUAUUAAAGAGGUCUGCAAUAAUCUCAGUGGUGUGUCCACUUCUGGAGUGUUUGGGUAAUUUUGCUCUGCAUUUUAAAUAAUAAUCCAUUAAAUUAGUUGCUUUUCUAAAUUAAAACCUAUGAAAUAAAACACUUGUUGCUGUU
Messenger RNA from Amblyraja radiata (thorny skate), 7021 nucleotides. It is a transcript of the gene tmem64, whose product is annotated as transmembrane protein 64. NCBI's taxonomy places the organism in Eukaryota, Metazoa, Chordata, Chondrichthyes, Rajiformes, Rajidae. The coding region runs from base 992 to 2029 and encodes 345 amino acids. Gene Ontology annotation, cellular component: endoplasmic reticulum. The record is from RefSeq and is a predicted model, not a curated record. Gene Ontology annotation, biological process: positive regulation of osteoclast differentiation; regulation of cytosolic calcium ion concentration; positive regulation of bone resorption. The transcript has 3 exons.